AUGAGCUACUACUUCAACCAGCUAAUCACCCGCACUCGAGAUCUCCACGAAACUCACCACUGCUCAAACUCCUCGUUCCAACUGUCGCUCGACUCCGCAAUAGAUUCUGCAGCCAAAGACUCACCAGACUCAGAGCUGGAACCAUCACUCGAGUUAGCCUCUGCAUCCAGCAUUGAGAACUUCACGCGAGUCAAGGCUGCCACAGUGGAUCUUCUUGCGCACAAGGGACGUCUGGUGACUGGCUCUGCUUCUCAGCCUGGCGAUGUCGGCAUACAAUCCGGCCCUGGAGUGCGCGAUGGGUUUGUCUAUGAGUGCGAACUAGCCGUCGAGUCUCCAUCAGUGUAUCGCGUUGUGAAGUACGUCUACAGGCCGGACAAGCGCUAUGCUAACUCGAAGCGAGUGUUCGAGGCAGUAGUCCUCAACGCAUGCGGCAAGAGCGGUUACGACCUGUCAGUCAGACGCUAUGUCACAGAGAUGUCGUUCGUGCUGCGCUCCAUGUUAUGUCAGUCUCGCAACUACUUAGACGACAUGAGCGUGAGUCUUCUGCUCUGUGAUCCGGAGUUGUCUCACGUUAGCAGCCUCAAUCGUGGCAAGAUCCGAGAUGCAACCGACAUGGACCCAGACUCUCGAGUUACAUUGCUGAAGAGGCUGAACACUGGUGGCAUCCGUACCGCGAUCUUCCGCGGCAAGGUCGAAGACUUCUUCAGCAGCAAAGCAGUCGUCAACUAC
This is a messenger RNA of Aphanomyces astaci, 729 nucleotides long. RefSeq lists its product as hypothetical. The transcript has 4 exons. The annotation marks the transcript as partial. The record is from RefSeq and is a predicted model, not a curated record. NCBI's taxonomy places the organism in Eukaryota, Oomycota, Saprolegniomycetes, Saprolegniales, Verrucalvaceae.